Messenger RNA from Xiphophorus hellerii (green swordtail), 1690 nucleotides. RefSeq names its product myeloid cell surface antigen CD33-like. Bases 716 to 1648 code for a protein of 310 amino acids. The transcript is spliced from 10 exons. NCBI's taxonomy places the organism in Eukaryota, Metazoa, Chordata, Actinopteri, Cyprinodontiformes, Poeciliidae. The record is from RefSeq and is a predicted model, not a curated record.
AAACUUUAUGACCUCAAUUUUGCUCCAUACUCUUGUGCGUGGGAUUGCUCAUUUCAUGUACUCCGUCCUAAGUGAGGUUGUCUCAUUGGAUUUCCAAGAAGAAUCAGUUCCACGUUUCCCCUCCUGUGGAUUCACCUGCAAGUUACCUGCUUUAAUCAUUUCUCUACCCGGCUCCAUCAGACCCCUGGUUCUCUGUAUAACCACCCACCUCGCACUAAUCUGGGGAUUCACCAUCAACCAUUCUCCACACAUGGCCCUGGCCAUCUUUUCCUCCACGCCUCACUGAAUCAUUCUAAAACGGCACCGAUCUCGUGACCCUUUCCAUCCUCCUGAAGGAUCAAGAUCUGUCAGUUGUUUGUUUCUUUAAAAAUAAAACCAAAUCCUUAUUUGAACUCUUUUGAUUCUGCAUGUGGGUCAGAAAGUUAAAUCCGAACAUGUCAAUAACCUUUAGUGAGGAUAAGGCAGCGAAGGACUUCAUCCGUCAAUCAUGACUGGCAGCACUCGAUGUAAUCAUGGCUUUGCAGCAAACACUUUUUACAAGAUAAGAUUAAUAUACUUAAGGAAGCCUGAUUGGAAAUAUAUAAAAUAUUGCCUUAUGAAAAAGGUAUGUAUCUAGUAACCAUGGAGAAAAUGCCCCACCAUUAUAUAGUCUAUCACGUAUGGAAAAAAACUGACUUCAACGUUGAAGAGCAAUUAGACCCAACACGCCAGAGGAAUGGAAAAAGAUAGAAAGAUGAUCAUUUUCUUUUUAUUUUUGGCUGGUAUUUGCAGUUCUGUGCUUGGAGAAGAGUGGACGGCCGAUGUUGUAAAGUCCAUUGACGCUCUAGUUGGCUCCUGUGUUGUGCUGCCCUGUACAGUCAGUCAUCCUGGGACUUACCUGUCUACCUCCAGACUCAGGGGCAUCUGGCAUCGUAAGGACAAAUCGAACGAGAUCUUCUACCAUGAAGACAGCACACAGAUCCUGGACAGCUUUAAGGGCCGAACAAGGUUGCUGGGAAACCUGGGUCAGAACAAUUGCACCUUAGAAAUAGUUCAAGUUAAAGAUCAUGACAAUGGCCCUUUCUGCUUCCGCAUUGAACUUGUACGAAAAGACACCAACCAACCCACUAAAGAAAAGUUCUCCUUUGUUGAGAAAUGUGCUGACGUCACAAUGAUCCAUGACAAACCUAAACUCAAACUGGGUUCAAUAAAGACGGCCAUUCAAGGCAAACCCUACACUCUCACCUGCUCUGUUCACCACACCUGCCCCUCGCAUUUCCCUCAGAUUAAAUGGAGUCGGGAAAGAAAGGAUGAUGACAUCACUGAAGUUCAUAAACACAUUCAUUCAGGGAUCUGGGAGGCAGAGUCCAUCCUGUCCUUCGUUCCUGAGGAAAAGGAUGACGAAUCAGAGCUCACCUGCACAGCAACAUUUAAUGGGGGGAUAAAAUCCGAGGCAAAGUUCACACUUAAUGUAAAACGCCAACAAAACUACAACCACAUCAUCAUUCCUGCUGUUGCAGUAGCUGCCACUGCUGUGAUCUUUGGACUCUUCUGUGUUUUGAUGGUGAAGAAAUACAAGAAACGUAUUCAAGAGCUUCAAAGUCAAGAUGGUAGAAGGUCUGUUUGGAGCCAGGUUUUCACUUCCCGUCACCAAAGAGGAACUGGAUGACAAUGAUGACGGACCCGAAGAUAGAAACAUCUAAUUAGUUAA